ACGGUCUGCGCUUCCUCUUCUGGUUUGAGUUGGCAGGCUGGAAGUUCUCCACAGGGUCUGAGCUCCACAGCGCGGUGUCCACACUGACCACCAUGGCCCCCAGCUCCCAGGCGGAUGAGGUGGUCUCCGGCGUGCGGAAAGGCAUCAGGGCCAUCCUGUUAGGACCCCCCGGAGCGGGGAAGGGAACUCAGGCUCCCCGGCUGGCAGAGAAGUUCUGUGUGUGUCAUCUGGCCACUGGGGACAUGCUGAGGGCAAUGGUGGCCUCUGGAUCUGAACUUGGCCAGAGACUAAAACAGACCAUGGAUGCUGGCAAACUGGUGAGUGAUGAGAUGGUAGUCGAGCUUAUAGAGAAGAACCUGGACACCCCUCCCUGUAAGAAUGGCUUUUUAUUGGAUGGGUUUCCCCGCACAGUCAAACAAGCAGAAAUGUUGGAUGAUCUGCUUGACAAACGCACAGAGAAGCUGGAUUCCGUUGUUGAGUUCUCUGUGGAUGACUCUCUCCUGGUGCGCAGAAUCUGUGGAAGACUCAUUCAUCAGCCCAGUGGUCGUUCCUACCAUGAGGAGUUUAACCCACCCAAGGAACACAUGAAGGAUGAUGUAACCGGUGAGCCUCUGUCCCGCCGUAGCGAUGACAACGAGAACACCCUGCGCUCGCGGCUGGAGUCCUACCACAGACAGACGGCCCCCCUGGUCGAGUACUAUAGUGCACGUGGUUUGCACCGUGCCGUCGACGCUUCUCUGUCACCGGACCUCGUGUUUGCCUCCAUCCUUGCUGCUUUCUCAGCUGCCACCUGUAAAGACCUUGUGUUAUUCAUCUAAACCCCUUCUUCAUCCCUCUGACUCUCCUUUGUUCCUCUGGCUGUUUGAAUCCCUGCAUCGAACAUCCAGUCUGGUCCAGAUGAUUCAAAAAGGGCGAGGUUGUCUAAUAGAGCGUAAUUUAAUUGUGCUGAAUAGUUAGUGUGCUUUAUUUCAGGCACUCUGCCAGGACUGAAACACACAAUACACUGGCCCUGAUGACACUUCUUUUGAAAUAAAGAAACAUUUUCUACAUGUC
Messenger RNA from Astyanax mexicanus (Mexican tetra), 1053 nucleotides. It is a transcript of the gene ak2, whose product is annotated as adenylate kinase 2. Lineage: Eukaryota; Metazoa; Chordata; Actinopteri; Characiformes; Acestrorhamphidae. The record is from RefSeq and is a predicted model, not a curated record. Gene Ontology annotation, biological process: ADP biosynthetic process. Bases 93 to 818 code for a protein of 241 amino acids. Gene Ontology annotation, molecular function: AMP kinase activity; ATP binding. The transcript is spliced from 7 exons. Gene Ontology annotation, cellular component: cytoplasm; mitochondrion.